Molecule: messenger RNA, 1170 nt
Organism: Aureobasidium subglaciale EXF-2481
Lineage: Eukaryota; Fungi; Ascomycota; Dothideomycetes; Dothideales; Saccotheciaceae
Exons: 1
Coding region: 205-1113 (302 amino acids)
Cellular component (GO): cytoskeleton
Molecular function (GO): actin filament binding
Source: RefSeq, a predicted model, not a curated record
CGAUGGCCGAGAAGGUGAGCCACGACCGACAACAGUAGGCAUAUCUAGAGGUAGGCGCGACACACCUCGCAAUUCCCCCGACUCUUUCAAUUUCCAUCUUCUGCCCUCCAUAUCCUACAAGUCAUUCCACACUACAGACUGCUAGACAUCUUCUGCACAUCUUCUGCUACAAGUACAAGCAUACCACACCAUACAAUCGCAACAAUGGCACCCUCCGCCGUCUCUGCUCCCGAGCCCACAACAACCAUGGCAAUCAAGCCCACCAAACCCACAAACCCCGGCCUCGAAGUCGAAAAGAAAGAAAAGACACCCUUGGAAGCAAUCUCCCAAGGCGUCUGCCUCCCCGGAAUCCCCAAAUACAUCUCCUUCGACGCCCACCGUCGCGACAUGCUUCAACACAUGGCCGGCGCCUUCCGCGUCUUUGCCAGAAAAGGCUACACCGAAGGCAUGAGUGGCCACAUUUCCGUACGCGAUCCCGAAAACAUCCACACCUUUUGGACAAACCCUUUGGGAAAGCAUUUUGGUCUGCUAAAGGCGUCAGAUAUGAUUUUGGUGGAUUAUGAGGGUGUGGCGAUUGGAGGCAAUAUGUCUAGGCCGGCUAAUGCGGCGGGGNUUUUGAUUCAUAGCGCGGUGCAUAAGGCUAGGCCUGAUGUUGUUGCUGCGUGUCAUACGCAUUCGCCGUAUGGAAAGGCAUGGAGCACUUUUGCUAGGCCGUUGGAGAUGUUGAAUCAGGAUGUUUGCUACUUCUAUGGAGAGGCUCAGGCUGUCUACAAGGAGUUUGGCGGGAUUGUGUUCAACGAGGAGGAAGGUCUUAAGCUUGCCAAUGCUUUGGGACCAAAAGGCAAGGGCAUGAUCUUGAGAAAUCAUGGUUUGUUGACCGUGGGCAACACUGUUGACGAGGCCGCAUACCUCUACACACUCAUGGAGAGGAGUUGCGAGGUGCAAUUGCUUGCAGAGGCAGCUUGUGCAAGUGGCAUCGAGAAGGUCAUCGUACCUGAUGAGUCUGCUGCUUACACCUACAAGAUGGCCAGCGACCCUGACGCUCUUUACGAGGAGUUCCAGCCUGAUCUCGAGUACGAGGAUGUCAUGACCAAUGGUGACUUCAGAAGGUGAGAGCUAUAGGUAUGUAGUCAAACUUAUGAAUCACGUCUCUUAUUACUACGAGCUUGC